AUGCUCAGGAAGUUAUUUGACAAUUUUAAUAAUUUUCUUUAUAUUACUUUUUAGUACAUCUAGAAUACAUGUGAAAUUGAACCAUAAGUGUUUGUAACAUAAUAAAGAAAGUAUGGAAAAUUAUUUACCUAGGGGAUUGAAGAAAAAAAUAGCCAUUUGUAACUACAUAUACAAUAUCAAUACCUUAAGUUUCAUAGAUUAGCAGUAAAUUAGAUAAUAUUUGAUGAUCCAAGGCGUUAAGUAUUGA
Messenger RNA from Paramecium octaurelia, 247 nucleotides. The record is from the annotation of a GenBank genome assembly. Lineage: Eukaryota; Ciliophora; Oligohymenophorea; Peniculida; Parameciidae.